Molecule: messenger RNA, 1905 nt
Organism: Salpingoeca rosetta
Lineage: Eukaryota; Choanoflagellata; Craspedida; Salpingoecidae
Exons: 4
Coding region: 139-1392 (417 amino acids)
Molecular function (GO): poly(A)-specific ribonuclease activity
Source: RefSeq, a predicted model, not a curated record
CGACAAUUCCGGCACAACAGCAAAACAAAACAUCAACCCGUGUGGAGCUGUGUCCUCCUUCCUUGCUGCCUGCCUUCCUUUCCCUCUCUGCGUGCUUGCUCGCCCUCUUCAGGUCGUCAAUCACCUCCGCCUGCACACAUGGUGGUGCUGUUGGCUGCUGCGACGUGGAGUCGAUGCGGACACCAGCUGCCGACACGGUUUGGCCGGCUGUCCCAGCGAGCUGGUGCCUCCCUGCUCGGUGCCCGCGCCCUUCACCCAUCCCGAGGAACCACGCUGCAACAGCACGAGCAGCAGCCACAACAGCCAGGCGACGGCGGCUCUUCGCACCACGCCGGCACCGACACGUUGCAACAGGCACAAAGAAUACGUGCUGGCGAUGCUGGUGCGCGUGCUCAUGCAAGUAAAGGGCCGGCAACGUCGUGUGAGCUGCGCAUAGCCACGUUCAACGUGCUUGCGCCGUGCUACAAGCGCCUGCCUUCCACGCAGCUGCGCGAGAGCGACUUUCCCUCGCUGUACCGCCCCAGAAACGCAGCCAUCCUGCGCAUGCUGCGGGAACAGCGCGACUUGGACGUCAUUGCCCUGCAAGAGUUCUGGUUCCACCACGACGUGCAGUCCAUGUACAUGGCGGCGCUCGGCUCCGGGUACCACGUGCACUGCUUGCAGCGACCCAAGGGGCGCGACGACGGCGUGGUCGUGUUCGUGCGCAACCACAUCCAGGUGGUGGGCACGCGCCGGCUCCACUUUGAUGACAGCGGCAUGCGCGUGGCGCUCCUGCUACACCUCCGCGUGCGCGGGUCCACGCCAACGCCCAUUGCCCCGUACCUGAUCCGCGGUACCCAUGCCGAGGCGCUCGACAACACCAAUGAUGCCGACAUCGCCGCCGUCCCGCACCAGCCGUGCCCCGCCGGCGACGGCAGCGUCGACCUCAUCUUGGCCAACACGCACUUCUCCUUCCCGCACACGCAGCAGGAGCACGAGGCGCGGCUGCAGCAGGCCCGCGUGCUGGCGACGAGCGUGCAAGACUUUGCGCGGGAGCAAGGCGUCGGCACGAGUGUCUUGACGGGCGACUUCAACGGCAACGUCAACUCCCGCUCCUGCGCCCACCUCAUCAGCUGCGGAUACGAAUCGCUCUUCCACGCCGUCCACGAUCGCGAGCUCUCCGUCACACACAGAACACACAAAGGCGAGGAUGUUGGUGUUGACUUUGUGUUUAUGCGCAGCGAUGACGGCGCGUUUACCAGCGAUGCAGCGUAUGCCCUGCCCCAGCUCUACCCAGACCAGGCAUGGCCAGAGGACUUUGACUUGAGCGAUCACAGACCCGUUGUCGUCUCGCUCACUGCACACUUCAAUCAGCCACACGCCCAGAGCCAACAACAGCGGCAGCAAACGUAGCGGUUGCUGCUUGCUGCGGGCUGUGGCUCCUAUUGCUGCUUCUUUCACUGUGUGUGAGUGCGUGAGGCGCGCUGGUACACGAUUUGUUCACGCUGUUCCGUUUUUUCCAGGCUUGCUUCUCUUCCGCUUUCACUGCCGUUGUUGUUGCGUUGUGCUGCUGACCCAUUCGUUAACAAACAACCCCUCUCUCUUGUUCAUCAACAGGUGGUGUUGUUGCCUCUCUCUUUAGUCAGGCAACAUGCCAUCAUUCACGGCGCUUCACGCCAUUAUCGCCCCUAGCCUCCCACCAACUUGUUUUCUUGCCAUGUGCUGAUCGAGUUCGAGUUGUGUUUCUCUUCUCACCGAUGUUGUACGUGGCCCCAUCUUCCCUUCCCCUUGCCCCUCUUCCGAAUUCCUGUUCUCUCUCCAUUCGCUUGCCUCUCUCCCUUCCAUUCUCUCUGUUUCCUUCCUGCUUUCCUCCAUGCUGACACGCAAUCGUUUAUCUGGUCUUUGACAGUCUAAAUUGAACCUCUC